Messenger RNA from Phlebotomus papatasi, 1228 nucleotides. RefSeq names its product serum response factor homolog (gene bs). Bases 1 to 729 code for a protein of 242 amino acids. The record is from RefSeq and is a predicted model, not a curated record. The transcript is spliced from 4 exons. Gene Ontology annotation, molecular function: DNA binding; protein dimerization activity. NCBI's taxonomy places the organism in Eukaryota, Metazoa, Arthropoda, Insecta, Diptera, Psychodidae.
AUGGAUAUAGGAGGUGAAGAUCCUUGGGCCUACGAACUGUCAACGCUGACGGGAACUCAAGUGAUGCUACUGGUGGCAUCAGAGACGGGUCACGUGUACACAUUUGCUACACGCAAACUUCAGCCAAUGAUAACGUCAGAGGCGGGCAAGGCCCUCAUACAGACGUGCCUCAAUUCACCGGACCCGCCAAGCAGUACUGGUGCUGGUGAUCAGAGGAUGUCUGCCACAGGAUUCGAGGAGACAGAGCUGAGUUACAACAUCGGGGAUGAAGAUUCCAAAGAUGGACGCUCACCCCUAUCCUCAGGGGAAUCCGAUGAUUCGUCGGGUGCAGAGUCUCCAGCACCAGUGGUGAGUAACAGUAGUCAUGAGCAGAAGCUCCCGUCCACAUCGACGGCGUCUCUGCAGCAGCAGACGCCGUCCAAAGUGUCCCCACCUGUGAUAGCGCCAUCUACGACCAACGUCCCUCAGCUCCAGAGCGGUCUAGGAAGUGUCCUGUAUCCGGCUGCAGCUCUUGCAAAUCUGCCACAGGACGUAUUGCUCAGCCUUGUUCAAGCAGGUCACCUACAGUUUCAUUCAAAUGAUGAUGGCGGUCAUCAGUACAUCACGAUACCUUUGACAACUGCAGGAUCAGCACCACCGGCGCUCACGAAAUUGUCAUCUGUGAAGGAGGAGUACAAUGCAAAUGGACGGGAUUCGCCGGUGAUUAUCAAAAAGGAAAGUGUUGAGUGAUGAAGUGUUUUUGACAGCUGUCAAAUUUUUCUACAGUCUGAUUUCAUACAGAUUUUCUAAAGCUGCCUAUUUCCUGCCUCUUUUUUUGCACAUCCUAUAUAUUUUUUUCCAUUUAUUAUAUUGAUCCUUUUUCCGUUAUUCAGCAGUAGAUUUUGCAAAAUAUUGGAUUUCUCGAGCCAGUGAUCUUUUAGAGUGGAUUUUGAAAAAGGAACCAAAGCAAAUUAUUAGGGAACAUUUAUACUAUAAAUUACACUGUACAAUUGUAGGCAUUUACUUGUUAUUUGUAUUGAUUUCGAAAGAGUGAAGCGGAAAACUGACGAAGGUUAGAAUCUGUGAGGUAUUGAGGAUCACUGGAUGAAAGAAAUUGAUUAAAAUUAUAAAAUAAAGUGUAAAUAAUCAGAUAAAUUUGGUAAGCAUGACAUGUGUUAGUGACGAUAUAAGUAUAUUUUUGAUAGAAAUAAAAGAAAAUAUCUGAAAUUUUUAAAGUUGGCUACGAAAA